AUGAAUACACAGAAUGAACUUCGUAUUCUCGUUGUUGGUGAUACAGGUGUUGGGAAAACGUUAUUUUUACGGCGCCUACGUCAUGCAAUGAUGCCAGAAAAGGAUGAUUUUAAUUCAACAUGGGGACCAACGGUUGGUUAUUAUGUAGAAGUUAUUUUAACAAAGCGUCAACAACGUUUUCAAUAUUCUUCUCAAAGUUCUAAUGAAAAUUCAUCUGUGGCAUUUAUUGAAUUAGGUGGAAAUCGUAAUUUUGGUCGAAGUGGACAAUUUCCUAUUAGUCUCAUGUCUUUUGGUGGUGUUAUUUUUGUCUAUGAUCGAAAUAAUGCUAAUAGUGCUAUUGGGUUAAGUCAAUGGUAUGAAGAUUUAAAAAAUUAUGGUAUUGUGGGUAAUAGUGGUGGGGCAAAAGUGAUGCUUCUCGAAACGGUACUUACACCAGAAAAUUCCUUUUCUAUGGGAAAUAAUAAUUGGCUUCCAGAUGAACUUGUCGGAUCUUAUCUGGAGGAAAAAGCAAAAAAGUCUUCAUUUUGUCAAAGGUCAAUUGAAAAGAUAUGGAAUUCAUCUUUUAGUAGGAUAAAUAUGCUUAAAUUGUCUGUCAGUGACUUUCAACAACAACAACAACAGCAACAACAAUGUAGUUUGCGUUUGCGUAUUUCUAUACUUCUUUUCCACUUGAUAUCAAGAUUUGAGGGUUUAUUAUUAUUUAUAGUAGCUGUGAUUCUUUUUGGUCCCAGUCAACAAUCUCUUCCGUUUCACAGGCCAUCGGUAACGGAAUCUCUAAUGACCAUCACAGGCGAUGUGAACAGCAUAGUAACAUUAGAGGCAUGUCCUUUGUAUGAUCAACUUCAAUUUGAAGCUGCUGCUGUAGAAAGUGUAAUGUCUUUUAUUGGUUCUCUAAGAAGUACUUGA
Trypanosoma theileri is the source of this 906-nucleotide messenger RNA. Its product is annotated as putative heat shock protein HslVU, ATPase subunit HslU. The record is from RefSeq and is a predicted model, not a curated record. Bases 1 to 906 code for a protein of 301 amino acids. The transcript has a single exon. Lineage: Eukaryota; Euglenozoa; Kinetoplastea; Trypanosomatida; Trypanosomatidae.